AUGACACAAUCGUUAUUUGGGGCGGCGGUUGAGCGCGUUGAUCGUGUGGUUGGGGUAGUUGGUGCCGUCUUUGCUGGGAGUACGUUGUCGGGGCUCGGAGGGAUCGCCAUCUGGUGCCGUGGCUUUGAACUCGGGGCUGCGAAGUUUUAUGAGGUCCUUCUUUGGGCGGAAGGUGUGUUCGAAAACGGCUAUAAUGGCAGCACGGUCGAGACCGGGCAAGCGGGGGAGGACUGGCAAAACAAGAGAUGGGACCCUACCGUCGUCGAAGUCCUCGUCUGUGGUGAGAUCUAUAGGUGGGCGCUUACGCUGCCCGUCACCCGCAACAAGGGAAGCAGACACGGUGGACAUGAAUGA
Messenger RNA from Penicillium angulare, 354 nucleotides. RefSeq lists its product as uncharacterized. The record is from RefSeq and is a predicted model, not a curated record. The transcript has 2 exons. NCBI's taxonomy places the organism in Eukaryota, Fungi, Ascomycota, Eurotiomycetes, Eurotiales, Aspergillaceae. Bases 1 to 354 code for a protein of 117 amino acids.